Dromiciops gliroides (monito del monte) is the source of this 5752-nucleotide messenger RNA. RefSeq names its product CCCTC-binding factor (gene CTCF). The transcript has 13 exons. The coding region runs from base 2168 to 4354 and encodes 728 amino acids. Gene Ontology annotation, cellular component: nucleus. The record is from RefSeq and is a predicted model, not a curated record. NCBI's taxonomy places the organism in Eukaryota, Metazoa, Chordata, Mammalia, Microbiotheria, Microbiotheriidae. Gene Ontology annotation, biological process: regulation of transcription by RNA polymerase II. Gene Ontology annotation, molecular function: DNA-binding transcription factor activity, RNA polymerase II-specific; RNA polymerase II transcription regulatory region sequence-specific DNA binding.
AUAAUGAUUUACAGUGUUCAUUACCAUGUCAUCUUAAAUCUUAACUCCAUUUCUAAAUUAGCUUGGAAGAAUUCAGAUGGAGUUUUGUGUUUCUCAGAACUGCUACGCAUCUCAAAGGGAAUACAGAGUUCUUUUACUCUCUCUUUGCAUUCUAUUCAAAGGAAACCCUGCAAUGGCAAAUGCAAAGUGGAGGAUUUCAUCCUGGGCCCUUUCCCCCAGCAUUCUUAUAUCUUUCAUCAGAAGUGUAAGAAUCUACUCUAUUUUAUCUCAAUUUGAUUUUAUCCAUUCUUCAAGGUAAUGAAUUUUUGUUUUUUAAAGAAAACUGCUUUUGUCACUCUUCCAGAGAAUUUCUCACUUAAGCUGCUGUGCCCCUUUCAGUAGAGUUUCUGGAUGAAUAAUGAGCAGUUAAUAGUUCAUAUUUCAUCUACUAAAUAAGAUUUCAGGAGGAAGUGAAGUGAUGGCUUCAGUUUUCCUCUCCUUAAACUCAGUCCUUCCACCUACUGUGUAUGUAUGUGUAUAGUUCUCCUAUUACUGUUUACUUAAUUUCUCUUACCCUUUUCAUCUCCUCUGUACUAGAGAGAGAGAAUGAAAUCAAAGCAUAUAACUAUGUUUGCUGUAAAAUAUCUUAAAGUUUUAUUCUCUUCAUAAUUUAAAAGACCAGGGGGCAGCUAGGUAGCACAGUGGAUAAAGCACUGGCCCUGGAUUCAGGAGGACCUGAGUUCAAAUCCGACCUCAGACACUUGACACUUACUAGCUGUGUGACCCUGGGCAAGUCACUUAACCCCAAUUGCCCCACCAAAAAAAAGAAAAGAAAAGAAAAAUAAUAUCAAAGACCAGAUGAGUUCAACAAUGCAAUGAGUGUAACAAACAAACUAAAACCCAUGCUGGACCAGGAAUUAAAAUAAAAAUACCUGGGUCUGUGUUCCAGACACUUCUGUUUACAAACUCUUCAAUGUUGAACAAUCUCUUCAACUUUUUCUAUUUUCUUCACCUUUUUCAACAUCAUUAGAAAAUAAUACUUGCACUGAUACAAGAAGACAAACAUUUAGGGUGCGUAGAGUAUUGUAUUUAGGAGAUAUUAAGUAGUUAUAAAGGUUCUGGGUAAAUAAUAGCUACCUCACAGGUAUUGAAAAUGAGUUGUAAAUUCACAGACUUGUUGAUUGUUAUUAUUUUUUUAACUUCCCAUACAACCAAUUUUUCUUUUCCCUUACUGUCACCUGACCUUGAUACAGGUAGGAGAAGAGAUUCUUUGGCUUGGUGUCUCUGGCCUUAAUUUUUAAAUUUUUCAGUGCUGGCCAUUUAGGAGAAGGGAAUUUAUAUGGUACCUAAUAUGUGCCAGGCACUGUGUCGAACACUUAACAGAUACUAUCCCAUUUAAACUUUUUAACAACUGUACCAUGGAGAUGUGUUAUUAUCCCUGUUCUACAGUUGAGGAAACUGAGGCAGACAUUAAGUAACUAACUCAAGGUUAGUGUGUCUGAGGCUGGAUUUGAACUCAGGUCUUCCUGACUCCAGGCCCAACACUUCUGUCAACCACCUAGUUGACUAAGGUAAGGAUUGUGUCCUCUAGACUCUCAUUCAAGGGGCGUGGGUGUGUGCGCGUGCGCGCACGAGCAAAUUUUGACAUCUUUUUUGAAUUGCCCUAGCAACAUAUUAUAGUGCUAUCCAGUUUUUAAUUAGUAGAAAAUGACAAUUUUAUAUAGUUAGACAUUUUUGAAGAAAAUGGGCCUCAAUUCAUUCAGCAAGCAUUUAUUAUUUACUAUGUGCCAAGCACUAUAUUAAGUUCAUGGGCUUAAAAGGAAAACAAAAGAGACUCUUCCCUGAAGAAGCAUUUGUUCUAAGGUGGGAGAUGACAUGUAGAAAAUCCACUACAUCUGAAAUGAGACACAUGAAGGAAGCCAAGAGACCCAGGUGGGGGACAAGGGAAGCAUUCCAGGCAUGGGGACCACCAGUAUACAAAGGCAUUGACUGGAUCAGGAGAAAGGUUGUCUUGUCAGAGGAAGUUCAAGUAGGCCUGCACAUGGACAAGAGUCUGCUAAUGAAUGUUGAUCUUCAGCAGAGGGCCAAGAUGUUGUAGUGAACCAAUCAUUGAAGACUUGGAGUCAAAAAAUCUGGAUUCCGUUCCCUUUCCACAAGCUGACUUUGCAGACACAGAAAGGGAAGGAAAAUGGAAGGUGAGGCGGUUGAAGCAAUCAUGGAGGAGUCUGAAACCUUCAUCAAAGGAAAAGAGAGAAAAACGUAUCAGAGACGCCGGGAAGGGGGUCAGGAUGAGGAUGCUUGCCAUAUAUCGCAGACCCAAGCGGAUGGGAGUGACGUGGUUCAGGAGGUAAACAGCAGUGUCCAAAUGGUCAUGAUGGAGCAGCUGGACCCUACCCUACUUCAGAUGAAGACUGAAGUCAUGGAGGGUACAGUACCUCAGGAAGCUGAUGCUACUGUGGAUGACACACAAAUAAUAACACUUCAAGUUGUUAAUAUGGAAGAACAACCUAUAAACCUUGGGGAGCUUCAGCUUGUUCAGGUACCUGUACCAGUAACGGUGCCUGUGGCCACCACUUCUGUAGAAGAACUGCAAGGGGCUUAUGAAAAUGAGGUCUCUAAAGAAGGCCUGCCCGAAGGCGAGCCCAUGAUUUGUCACACGUUACCUUUGCCUGAAGGUUUCCAGGUGGUAAAAGUAGGUGCCAAUGGUGAGGUUGAGACAUUAGAACAAGGGGAGCUGCAGCCUCAGGAAGAUCCCAAUUGGCAGAAAGACCCAGACUAUCAGCCACCUGCCAAAAAGACAAAAAAAACCAAAAAGAGCAAACUUCGUUACACAGAGGAGGGCAAAGAUGUGGAUGUUUCUGUGUAUGACUUUGAAGAAGAGCAACAAGAGGGUUUAUUAUCGGAAGUCAAUGCAGAGAAGGUUGUUGGUAACAUGAAGCCUCCAAAGCCAACAAAAAUUAAAAAGAAAGGUGUAAAAAAGACAUUCCAGUGUGAGCUGUGCAGUUAUACAUGUCCACGACGUUCAAAUUUGGAUCGACACAUGAAAAGUCAUACUGAUGAAAGACCACAUAAGUGCCAUCUCUGUGGCAGAGCUUUCCGCACAGUCACCUUGCUGAGGAACCAUCUAAAUACUCACACAGGUACUCGUCCUCAUAAGUGCCCAGACUGCGACAUGGCCUUUGUAACCAGUGGAGAAUUAGUUCGGCAUCGACGCUAUAAACACACCCAUGAGAAACCCUUCAAGUGUUCCAUGUGUGAUUAUGCUAGUGUUGAGGUCAGCAAGUUGAAACGUCACAUUCGCUCUCACACUGGAGAGCGUCCAUUCCAGUGUAGUUUGUGCAGUUAUGCCAGCAGGGACACGUACAAACUGAAAAGACACAUGAGAACCCAUUCCGGUGAAAAGCCGUAUGAAUGUUAUAUUUGUCAUGCUCGAUUUACCCAGAGUGGCACAAUGAAAAUGCACAUCUUACAGAAGCACACAGAGAAUGUGGCCAAAUUUCACUGUCCACAUUGUGAUACUGUCAUAGCCAGAAAAAGCGAUUUGGGUGUCCAUUUGCGAAAGCAGCAUUCCUACAUUGAGCAGGGCAAGAAAUGUCGUUAUUGUGAUGCUGUAUUUCACGAGCGGUAUGCCCUUAUUCAGCAUCAAAAAUCCCACAAAAAUGAGAAGCGUUUCAAGUGUGACCAGUGCGACUAUGCAUGCAGACAGGAACGGCACAUGAUAAUGCACAAACGAACGCAUACUGGAGAGAAGCCCUACGCCUGCAGUCACUGCGACAAGACCUUCCGACAGAAACAGCUUCUGGAUAUGCAUUUCAAACGCUAUCAUGACCCCAACUUUGUCCCUGCUGCUUUUGUCUGUUCUAAGUGUGGUAAAACAUUUACACGCCGGAACACAAUGGCAAGGCAUGCUGACAAUUGUACUGGUCUAGAUGGUAUAGAUGGAGAAAAUGGAAGUGAAAGCAAGAAAGGCAAACGUGGGAGGAAAAGAAAGAUGCGCUCUAAAAAAGAGGAGUCCUCUGACAGUGAAGAAAAUGCUGAACCAGACUUGGAUGACAAUGAGGAUGAGGAGGAAACUGCCGUUGAAAUUGAAGCCGAACCAGAAGUUCAGCCUGUGACUCCAGCCCCGCCACCGGCCAAAAAGCGAAGAGGAAGGCCGCCGGGCAAGGCCAGCCAGCCCAAGCAAGCCCAGCCUACAGCAAUCAUUCAGGUUGAAGACCAGAACACUGGUGCAAUUGAAAACAUUAUAGUGGAAGUCAAAAAAGAGCCUGAUGCAGAAACAGUAGAAGGUGAAGAAGAGGAGCCCCAGUCAGCUGUGGUGGAAGCUCCCAAUGGCGACCUCACUCCAGAGAUGAUUCUGAGCAUGAUGGACCGGUGAUGGAGGAAAGCUCUGCCGACGGGACUGGCCUGGGCUGUGUUUAAACGGCUCAAUCUUAUUUUUUCUUUUUCUUUUGUUUUCUUGGCUUUGGGAAAUGCAUCAUUUGAGACCAUUUUACCAAACAUACUGGGAACUUAAACUUCAAAGAUUAUGGUAGAAAAUGUGAUUUAACUAGAACUUGCUGUUUUGAUGUUAGCGUUGCAGAUCAUGGAACGUUAGAAUACACACUGAGUCCUUGAGGGGGUUGACGAUGAAAUUUGAGAUCAACAUUGCAGUGAUGGUCCGAGGACCAUGUUUACAUGUAACCAGUUUUGAUAGAUGGAAAUGGAAAUAUUGAAGCCCUUCACUGAAGCCCUUAUGGUAAACCACUCCGGAAUUGCCACCAAGGUUUCCCAAAGUUCUACGUCCCCUUCCUAGAAGAGUUUUUAAUUGUAAAUGCAGACUUGGGAGGGUCCUAGACUUUUAAACCAUUUUUAUUUUUGCUUUUCCCUGACUCCCUAUGGCUUGGAGUUAGCUGCACACCAGUAAUAUGGCAUGCUAUGAUUGAUUUCUGUCCUGAACACUUUGCUGCUUUUAAAAGCAAAGCAUCUGUUAUGGUCAAGCUUGUAAAUACCUGGUUUUUGGUUUUUGUUUUUGUUUUGUUUUUUUUUUUUUACAUUUUAAUCUUUUACAUUAAUUAAGAGGUUGGAAAGAAGUGCAGUUUAAGAAGCCCGGCAUUUUAAUUAAUUUACAAAUUAAGUUACAACAGACUCAAUAGUAUGUAAAUGUUGGAAAAAAAUUAAUGGAUCACAAUCACGUAGAAGGUACCCAGACUAUUGCUUGCUGAAUAAUGGGAGUCCUCGUGGAACAUUUUUUAUUCCGAGCACAUGGAACUGGCAUUUGAACCUUGUAUAAUUAACUCUGUUAUGAUUUCACAUCUACGUUUUCUUUGCUCCGUUUUAUAGCUGUAUUUUUGUGUUUUACAAGUCCUCUGUUAAGGCAAAAACAGCGGUUUUAAGUGGGUCAUGGUAGCCCUUGGAAAACCUGGGCCAGGAAAUUUCGCUAGGUCAGUAAUUUAAAUUUUGGAUCUUAAAAAGAAACAAUAAUGUGAAACAAACACAACUUUCAAAACAAAUGAUGCUUGUAUAUGGACUGUCAUGUUAAAAAAUGUAAGCUUUUUAUAGAGUCUUGCUGAUUUCAAACAAAUUUUUCUUCUAUGUAUCGCUUUUAAAAAAGGCUAUGGUAUAGCUCUCAGACUCUAGGUUGAUGCAUUUUUGUACUUCGCUGUACUGUGUGAUAUUUUUCAUUCUUUUAGAAGGCCAACAUGAGAACUGUAAUAAAAUAUGUAAUGGGGGUUUGAAAGCUGGGGAGGUGAAUUAUACUGCUGUACAGCUAAUAAAUAAUAAUGGAUUAACAUGG